AUGGAUCCAGCUACUGGAGAAGUUGUCCACACCUUCAAGCUCGUCCUUGUUGGUGAUGGAGGAACUGGCAAGACUACAUUUGUCAAACGCCAUCUGACUGGAGAGUUCGAGAAGAAAUACAUCGCGACCCUUGGUGUCGAAGUUCACCCUCUCGGAUUCCAAACGAACCUAGGCAAAAUCCAAUUCGAUGUCUGGGAUACUGCGGGACAAGAGAAGUUCGGAGGUCUGCGUGACGGUUACUAUAUCGGUGGGCAAUGUGGCAUCAUCAUGUUUGACGUCACUUCCCGAAUUACCUACAAGAACGUCCCCAACUGGCACCGUGACUUGGUCCGAGUCUGCGAGAACGUCCCCAUCGUUCUUUGCGGAAACAAGGUUGAUGUCAAGGAGCGAAAGGUGAAGGCCAAGACAAUCACUUUCCACCGAAAGAAGAAUCUCCAAUACUAUGAUAUCUCUGCAAAGUCCAAUUACAACUUCGAGAAGCCAUUCCUCUGGCUUGGCCGCAAGUGUGUUGAUAACGCAGGCAUGGAAUUCGUUGCCCCCGUCGCCCUUGCUCCUCCUACUGAGAGCGUUGACAUAGCUGAACUUUUGGAAGCAAACAAAGAGAUGCGCGGUACUGAUGUCCCGCUCCCUGACGGUGAGGACGACUUGGACCUCUAA
This is a messenger RNA of Venustampulla echinocandica, 657 nucleotides long. RefSeq names its product GTP-binding nuclear protein. Gene Ontology annotation, biological process: protein import into nucleus; ribosomal subunit export from nucleus. Gene Ontology annotation, cellular component: nucleus; cytoplasm. NCBI's taxonomy places the organism in Eukaryota, Fungi, Ascomycota, Leotiomycetes, Helotiales, Pleuroascaceae. The coding region runs from base 1 to 657 and encodes 218 amino acids. The record is from RefSeq and is a predicted model, not a curated record. Gene Ontology annotation, molecular function: GTPase activity; GTP binding. The transcript is spliced from 5 exons.